AUAAAAGGAGGGAAAGGCGGAGCUGUGCGCGCCACAAACUUUAACAGCAGGACGUUACACGUUUCUGAGCGCUAACGUUUCCAACAGCAUUUUACCAAACUCGAAAGAAACCGAAGAAGCGACUUCUCAGCCUUUGCCCGCUGAAACCUAGCGGUGACACGGCCACGCGGCCUGGAAUGAGAGAAUGACAAUAAUCCUAAAAUUGCGAGGCCUCAAUGUGAAGGCAGGUCUAGAAGACAUAAGGAAAUUCUUUAAACAUCUUCAUAUACCUGAAGGUGGAGUGUGGAUAUUGGGAGGAAGUCUAGGAGAGGCGUUCAUUGCAUUUACUACUGAAGAAGAUGCCCAGCGUGCCACUCGGUAUAGUGGUAAAUUACUCAAAGGGACUAUGGUGACCAUACGCAUCAGCAGCAUGGACGAGCUGGAGCACAAACUAAAGUUAAGGAUAAUGAAGAAGAAGAAAUCUUCUACCACCAGGCUUACUCAUAAAAGACCUCAACUCUCUCCAGAUCCCAGUAUGCCAUCUUUGAAAGAAUUUACUUGUGAUCACAAUCUUGCAAGCCCCCCAUUGACAACUGUAAAACCACCUGAUCCCCGUCUUGCACAGCCUUUUUAUUCAAAUUCUGCAGACAUUCAGACUGUGAAUUCACUGGAUCCCAAUACUGCCUUUCUUCUUGGGAUUUGUACUGUCCUUCAAAAUCUUCAGUCAUCCCAUGAAAAAGGAAACCCAGAGGCAGGGCUGAGAGUAGAUUUCCAGAAGGCUGAUGCCACACCUGAUGUGGUGAAAACACCAGGGCCAUGCCAAAACUCAGAGGCUGGUUAUGUCAGGCUUUUUGGUCUGCCAGCCUCGACUACAAAAGAGGACAUAUGCCAGUUUUUCGGUGGAUUAGCAGUACAGGAAGCCAUAGUCAAUGUGAAGUUGGGACUUAACAAUGGCUGUCUUGUCAAAUUUGCAAACACACAGGACGCAAAUGAUGCUCUUCGUUUUAACGCGCAGUUACUGGGAUCCAUUGUUGUGGAGGUACGAGGAGCAAGUGAGAAGAUGUGGACCAGUGCGCUGCAAGAAUGUGAAAAUCCAUUUGCUUAUUAUGGCAAGAGAGAGACACCACCUCCAAACCCACUUAGGGAAACGGCAACUGCUGUACAAAAACCCUCACUGCAGUUUAAGAGGCGUUCUGUCAACCAGCCACUAAAUAAGUGUAUAACAAAAUCAAAACCAGAUUGUGACUCAGCCACUAAAUCAACACCAACCAUGGAGCACAUUAUCAUGGCGAGGAAGUUACCCAAAGAGAUGACCAAGACAGAAAUAAAGGAACUGUUUGGGUGUCAUGACAUUGCACACAAAAAUGUACUUCAUCUGCUUCACAAUGGCAACAGAACCGACACAGCUUUUCUUAUUUUUAACCACAUUGAGGAUUAUGAUUAUGCAUUGAACCUCACAGGUUGCCAUGUGGGCUCCGACACCAUUGAAGUGUCUUCCAUCACUAAAGAAAAGAUGAGGGACAUGAUGGCUGAAAACCAUUUCAGGAGUCUUAAAACACUCUCAAAGAGGAACCCAAAUCAAAGGAGCAAGUCACAGCCAGUUGAGACUCUACAAGAGACGGACUCGGCUGCACACACAUGUCUGUAUGUUAGAAACUUGCCUGCAGAUGUUAAUAAGAAUCACAUUAGAAACCUUUUCUUGAAAAACAAACUGAAAAACGAGAACAUCAUUUUAUUGUGUGACACUAAUGGCAAGAGUAUUGGUGAGGCUGUGGUUCAGUUUAAGUCCAAAGAGCUUGCAGCUCUGGCUCAUGGACUCGAUGGUCAGAAAUUCAUGGGGGCACCAGUGUUACUUACUCUUAUAAAUGUCAAGCAGAUGGAAGACAUUGUCACACAAAAUGCUUAAAAAAAGGUUAAACUCAAUCUUGACAAAACCUUUACAACUGACUGAUCUUGAUGAACAUUCCCUUCCAGAAGCAUUUGUUUAUAGUUUAUCGGCUUAACUGAUUAACCACCUGACUUAAUUUUUUUUAUUUCUUUUACAUGCCAUGUGUUAUGACUUUCAGGAUUUUCUAUCAAUUUUAAAUGUUACAUCUUGUUGCUCUUUUGUUAACCGAGACAAAGAACUUCAGUGCAUAAUUUAAGGUGAUUAUCUUAGCGUCUAGUAUUCCAACAGGAUCCACCUUGAACCUGUGGCUCAAAUCAAAGAUGUAACAUGUAUGUUACAAGAAAUUGUAAAAUUGCAGACUUUGUAAUAAAUAAAUGUACAUUCCGAAA
Molecule: messenger RNA, 2256 nt
Organism: Solea solea (common sole)
Lineage: Eukaryota; Metazoa; Chordata; Actinopteri; Pleuronectiformes; Soleidae
Gene: rbm12ba
Product: RNA binding motif protein 12Ba
Exons: 2
Coding region: 185-1885 (566 amino acids)
Biological process (GO): regulation of RNA splicing
Cellular component (GO): nucleoplasm; ribonucleoprotein complex
Molecular function (GO): RNA binding
Source: RefSeq, a predicted model, not a curated record